This is a messenger RNA of Esox lucius (northern pike), 1535 nucleotides long. RefSeq names its product 4-galactosyl-N-acetylglucosaminide 3-alpha-L-fucosyltransferase 9-like. NCBI's taxonomy places the organism in Eukaryota, Metazoa, Chordata, Actinopteri, Esociformes, Esocidae. Gene Ontology annotation, molecular function: alpha-(1->3)-fucosyltransferase activity. Gene Ontology annotation, cellular component: membrane. The record is from RefSeq and is a predicted model, not a curated record. Bases 65 to 1102 code for a protein of 345 amino acids. The transcript has 2 exons.
UCAUCCCUUGCACAUUUAUGACAGUAGAAGUAACUCCUACUUGUCCAGGCAGUUUUUAAAGGAUAUGGCCUCUGCAUCUUCACAUGACCUUCUACGACCUUUAGUUCUUGGCAGCUUCAUAGUAAUGUGUGUCCUAGGUACAUUUUGGAUGUACUACACACCGACAGCCAACAGAUCCUACACAUGCCCUGGUGUACUAAGGGAAGGGAACCAGACACAGCGAGCUCCCAACCAAACACCCAAGAUACAUGACCAGCAUGACAGAUUUCAGAUGGAGGAUGGAGUCAAAGAAUCAGAUAUUAUUGUCUUGAUCUGGAUGUGGCCUUUUGGAGUUCCAUUUGAUCUGAACUCUUGUGCUUCCUUCAACAUCAAAGGUUGUCUACUAACAGCAAACAGAAGUCUUUACAACAAGGCGAAUGUUGUGAUGUUCCAUCACAGGGACAUCGCCAGUGACCUGAGUGAUAUGCCAAAAGAGCCACGACCAUGGUUCCAAAAAUGGGUUUGGUACAAUAUGGAGUCACCAACAUACACACAAAGGAUCCCAGGUCUUGACCACUUGUUCAAUGUAACUGCAAGUUAUCGACUGAGUUCUGAUGUUUAUGUGCCUUAUGGGUCACUUGUUGAAGUGAGCAGUGAUGAUAAAAGCUUUGAGCUGCCAAAGAAAGACAAAUUGGUCUGUUGGGUUGUAAGCAACUGGAAUCCAAACCACAAGAGAAUCCCGAUCUUCAACGAGCUAAAUAAACAUGUCAAGAUAGAUGCAUUUGGACGACACUUUGAAAAAUAUAUAGAGGACAAGGCACAGAUUGUGUCCAGCUGUAAAUUCUACCUGGCAUUUGAAAACUCUAUCCACCAAGACUACAUUACUGAGAAGCUGUAUGAAACCUUGCAUUCAGGAUCUGUGCCGGUUGUUCUCGGUCCACCCAGGCAAAACUAUGAAGCUGUUGUCCCAAAGGACUCUUUCAUUCAUGUGGAUGACUUUCCUUCACUGAAGGAACUGGCAGAUUGGCAUAUUUUCCCUGACAAGAAUGAAACACAAUACAUGAAGUAUUUUAGCUGGCUGAAACACUAUUGUCAGGGUUUUGGACAUAUCUUAGGCCACUAGAAGCCCCAUUGUAUCUCUUGUUGGUUUUCAGUCUCUGUCAUUAUGUCCUAUUGUUGUCACCUGUGCCUUGUUGCAUGUUUGUAUGUAAGUCACCCUUCUCCUGAGUAUUUUGGUCAGUGUUUCCAGUGCCAUGACCAAGUCUAGGUCUAUCCUUUGCUGUGCCUCAUCUGGAGUCUAUAGCUACCUUGUGAAACUGGUAUGGUUCUUUUUGUUUUUUCUUGACAUUUGAGCUUUGACAUUUUUCAAACAUUUUUGGAACAUUUUGGAUAUUUCCUAUGACAGUUUGGACAUUCCUUUUCAUCCAAUAAAAGAUUUGCAGACAUUGCACAGAACUGUCAUCUGGUUUUCUGCAUUUGGGUUCACCGUUUUGAUCUGUUCCAGUUCUCACACGUGGCUGACCGUUGUUCUAACCCUGUGUUUCUGACAACUAUAA